Molecule: messenger RNA, 2967 nt
Organism: Phyllotreta striolata
Lineage: Eukaryota; Metazoa; Arthropoda; Insecta; Coleoptera; Chrysomelidae
Source: the annotation of a GenBank genome assembly
UAAAUAUUUUGUACUUAAUGAAUGAACGUACGAAUAAACAAGCAAGACGAACGCCAGUUCAGUUUUACUUCGAUAACUAAAUAAGAAUAGCUGACCGUUAAAGGUAAUAAAGUCGAAACAAUUCGCUCCAUUAUUUCCAAUAGUGGCCUUCGUUCGGCGUGCGCGAGCGUUGGUUUUAUGGCCAACGAUAUUUUAUAUACUUAUAAAAGUUCGACGGACAGCUGUUUUUACUCUCUAUUGAAACCGAAACAAUAAAUGUGUUGACCGCGAUCAGCCAGAGCAGCCGUUAUCAAACCGAACCAGCGUUCGCUUUUCAAGGGCCCUCGCUUUUCCCGACGCCGCCGACGAUGAUAAACUUCUUUCGUGCCACUACAACAGGAUCAGGAUCAGCUGUUUGCAGUUCGUAACCAGCCACCACGUGGGUUUGUGCGUGUACCGAUGCCCCGCAGCUGAUGAUACGCCGUGAAGACUGAAGACAACAUUGGAUUGAAAGAUGUCCAAAGAGCCCGAUCUCAUCGCCAGCAGCGCCGAGGCCGGCGAGCCGCUUUUGCCCAAAAUCGACGCGACCGCGGUCAAAAACGAUGAAACCACCCUCAAGCCACCCUCUGACAAUGUCAAGAGAAACAAAAGCGUGGUGCUGUUGGAGCACAAAAAGAAUGGUAAAAAAAUGGACAAGUGGAAGCUGGUGCCGCCCGACGGGGGCUGGGGGUGGUUGGUGCUCUUCGGCGCCACGAUGGUGAACAUACUCGUGCCGGGGACCAUCAAGUCCUUCGGGGUGCUCUUCGUGGAGUUCAUAGAAGCGUUCGAAUCGUCGCCGGCCGAGGCGAUGUGGAUACCGGCGCUCUGCUAUUUCCUCUACAGUUCACUAGGUCCGCUUUCGAGCAUCCUUUCAGUAAAAUACUCGUACCGAACGGUAACCCUCAUAGGAGGCGCCUUCGCCGCCGGCGGUAUGAUCUUGAGCUUUUGGGCGAAUUCUGUAUAUUUCCUCUACGUAAGUUACGGAGUGUUAGUAGGAAUCGGAGCCGGACUGUCCUUCCCGCCGACUGUUUACAUAGUGUGUAGUUAUUUCGUAAGACUGCGUGGCGUUGCCAACGGCAUUUGCAUAUCCGGCUCGGCCUUCGGUUCCAUACUCAUCCCGCCGGUGCUCCGCAUACUUCUCGUCACCUACGGCUAUCGCGGGGCCGUUUUGCUGAUGGGCGGAUUGACGCUCAACGUGUUCGUAGCCGCCCUGUUCUACGACCGGGUGGAGUUGCACAUGAAACGCGAACGCAUCCCCGAUGAGGACGAAGAAGAGGAGACGGCGAGGGCUAAAUUUUCAAUCGGACAAGAGGAGAGCUUCCCUUCGAUGCAAAACAUCCCGCACAACGACUCCUUUUUGGAGCAAAUCGAAAAUUCGACCGGUAAUUUUAACCGAAGCGCUUCCAGCGUGGCGAUGCAAAACUUGAAGACCAUCUCGAGGGAACGCAAAAUCAGCAUGCCGCAGGGCAGGCAAGAAAUAUUAAAAGCCAAAGGCAGAGAGAGCAUAAACAGCACCCUAAAACACCAAGUUGUCCUCGAAAACGAGCAAUGCAACCAGGAGUACACCAACAGCCGCCCUCCGAGUACUAGACGCAGGUCGGUGGUGCCUCGCAGGAGUACCUCCACCAGUUCCUUUCAAUACGUCAGCACGCCGUACCACGGCAGUACUCUAACACUCCAACCCGAAAUUUUCGCCAGCAGCUUCAGCCUAAGGUCCAACAAAUCCAAAUCGGCUGUCCAAGCCGAAGCAGAGGUGCAGAAAAAACCGAAACUGUUGGAUUUGAACCUCCUGAAGCACCCCGUGUAUUUAAUAAUCCUCAUAUCGAACGCCACGAACGCGAUCAGCUACACGAACUUCUUCAUUCUGCUUCCGUCGUACGCCCAAUCGCUGGGCUUCGACAAAGACCAAGGGGCCAUGCUGGUGUCCAUCGUGUCCGCGCUGGAUUUGGUCGGAAGAAUCGGCGGUUCGGCGCUGUCGGAUCUGACGUCGUUCCCGAAGUGUUACUACUUCGUCGGGGGAUUGUUCAUAUCCGGCGUGUCGCUGGGCCUGAUGCCGUUGGUGCGCGACUACUGGGCCAUCGCGGCGUUCUGCUGCAUGUUCGGGCUGGCCUCGGGCACGUACGUGGGGAUCACCGCCAUAGUGAUGGCUGAUAUGCUCGGCGAGGAGCGCCUGCAGUCCACCUACGGCAUGGGGCUGUUCGUGAACGGCAUCUUGCAGCUGGUGGGGCCGCCGCUGUGCGGGCUCUGGUACGCCCAGGUGCAGUCCUACGUGUCGCUGUUCAUCUGCUUGGGGAUAGCUCUCUCGUGCGGGGCGAGCCUGUGGCUGUUCGUUCCUUGCAUCAGGAGAAAGAAGGAGUUGGAGAAGGAAAAUUUGGAGAACGGGACUGUAUCGACGCCCUGAUCUGUUUAUUAGUAAUUUCGAAUAUUUAUAAAUGGAUAUUUUCUGACAAAUAGUUAUCGCUUUAUGUACUUGUUUAAAUUCGUGUACUUUACAUAAGUUGAAAUUGAUAAUAUCAGAAUUUUAAAUUAGAUUAGUUUAAAAUUAGGUUAAAAGAACGCAAUUUUCGGGAAAACGUUUUUUAUGAAAAUAACAUAUAUAUUUAAUAUAGUUCAUAAAAAAUGUAAGUGUGCAUUUAUGUUUCUCGAAUAAAAAUACUCGAAUAAUUCCCAUCCUAUAUGAACUUGGUAAACAAUGUGAUAAUUCAUCGCUUUGAUAAUUCCUGAUAAUGCUGUCAAUGUAUUAAUCACCAUGAGGAUCCACAUACAAAUAUAAAUAGCGUAUGAGAAACAUUUUCGUUGUACAUUUAUUAUUUUAUGAAGUACGACCAAAUGUUGUUUGACGAUUGUUUGAACAUGGAACAUGUUUAGAUUACUUGACCUAAGUAUUUUUAUUGUACUUCGAAGCCUUUCACUUACAAACAAAUGUGAUAUUAAAUAUAUUUUAGAUAG